Molecule: messenger RNA, 904 nt
Organism: Gloeophyllum trabeum ATCC 11539
Lineage: Eukaryota; Fungi; Basidiomycota; Agaricomycetes; Gloeophyllales; Gloeophyllaceae
Exons: 4
Coding region: 345-683 (112 amino acids)
Source: RefSeq, a predicted model, not a curated record
CUUGCAAAUCAUAUAGAUGACUAUUAUUCAAUAAAUUAUGCUGGACAAAUUAGUACAAGGGCCAAUGGCCCGCUAGAGUACUGGGUAUCUCAUGCUGCAUCGAGCCAGCGCGCUGGCGCGCUCACUUCUGUUUCUUAGAUGACUUCGGCGGACGGCCCCAGGACAUAUUGUCCUCAUCGAGCAUCUCGGCGUAUCCGCCACUCGGAGCCGUAGCUUGUGAGGGUACGAGUGAUAUCUGGGAGUACGAUGGUGGCAGCGAGAUCGUGUACUCCGGAGAGGAGUCUGACACGGGAGACACAGGAGAUUGUUUACUUAAGCUCUUCGAAGGCUUUGACUUCAGUGAUAUGCUGGACAAGUUCAAGGAUGGCAUGAUCAGCUCGCAAGCACGACGUUAUCUGAUAAGGGAGAAGCAGCUGGGAGGGUUGCGAUGGAUUCUGAGGAAGGAGCAUCGAGGAGCCGACUUUAUAGUCCGAGCGAGCAAGCGUGGUCGGCUUUUCGGGAGUCACAAAAGCCACGCAAUGGAAGCAGUGUCUAAAGGGCCCACUAGUGGCAUUAGAAGGUCAGCAGACCUGGGCGCCCUGACAGACAAGCCAGCAAUUCGUGAUGCAUCCGGAUCUUCUCCGUUUCAGUCCAGUAACAUCAACGAGAUUUGUACAGCGAAGCAACAGACCGGGACAUGCUAGUGCAUCUGCGCCGCAAUGAGACAAAUGCAGGACAUGGGAUGGACAAAUUCUUCAAGCUAAAUCUUUGACGUAGCCACAACCAACAGGUAACCGUGUCAGUCGAAGCCGGGAUGUCUGCAGAGAACCGCUAGGAAGCCGUGUCCGAACCUGCUAGCUCAACGAAGGCCAAGCUUGCUCUGAGUAGUGACGCUGAUGCCUGGCUGAGUAACGAACCCGCCGAU